GGAUAUAUUUUACUUAAAAAUCUGUCCCGCAGUAAAUCAUCGGUUUUGCACCUGUGCUGUCAAGAUGGCAUAUUCCUUCAGUCAAACAGAUAUAGAUCGUUUCAAGGAGUGCUUUUUCUACCAUGCACGUAAGGGAAAUAUUGGAAGUAAGGAGGAGCUAGGGUAUAUCAUGCAGUCACUUGGGUACAGCCCUACCCCUGAUGAGGUCAACAAGUACUACACCUCAUACAGUAAAGGAAGCAACAAAAUGGACUUCGCAUCAUUCCUCGAAGCCAUGCAUGACCAUUCCAAGGUGGAAAAUGUAGACAAAGAGUUGCUGAAUGCCUUCGUGGCACAUGACCAGGAGAAGAAAGGUUAUGUACCGGCUGGUGAAGUCCGAAACAUCCUCAUGAAGAUUGGGAUGCAGCUGUCUCGGGGUGAAGUGGAUGCUUUAUUCCGGGAAACUAAUGUGACACCUGGUGGCCAAAUUCGAUACCAUGACUUUCUGAAGACUCUUCUGAUGCCUGUGCCCGACUAUUGACCAACCAGGUUGUGUUACAUAAGACUAUUAUUGAUGUUCCAAUCAGAAGAGAUGUUACAUGUGGAUAAGAAGACAUUACUGCAGUGUUCAGAAAUCAACCAAUCAGAUUCAUUGUCUCUUAAAAUAUGUUUAGUGCUGUAAUUUGAUUUGUGAGAUCCAUCAAUGUUUUACAGUUUUUAUCUAUGAAAUCACCGGUAAAAAUGCUAUGCAAAUGUUCUUAAGGUUUUAUCACCAAGAAGUGUUUUUACAAGACAGGAAGUAUGAAGUUGGCUUAUUGGUCUAGUUAAAGUGAUUGUGUGAAUGGAUGUGAGAAAUAUUUGUUUGAUGAUAACCAAAUAACGUACAGUAUGAUGCAUCAGAGAAUCUCGCUAAACAAUCUUGUGAUCAGUUCAGCCAAAACCUUAUAUAAUUAUAAGGAUUUUCUCAUACAUUAGUAAGAAAACUGUUUGCAGUUCAAUAACUUGGAUAAAAUUUUCUUAAACUCCAUAUAUUUAGAAUUUCUUUACUUCUUGGAUUUCUCCAUGUGGAUCGAAAUUAUACUUUAUUAGCCAUGAGUGGUUUGGAAUAUUUAUUACUGAGAUGAUGAAGUUUGUUUGAGAGUUUCAAGCACUGACCUAGCAAGGAACAGUACUUCUGCUUUGAGUUAAAUACUGUAAAUGUGCUGAAUUCUGUGCUGUCUAAUUUUAGUGCUGGUAAAUUAGCACGAUGAUGACUUAGCGCAUCCAUUAUGACUUGAUAAAUAAAUAACAUCAAUUGUAAUUGAUAGCAAUGAUGUUUCAGCACUGUAUUUUCAGUGCACAAAGUAUUGAAAUAAGAUAACCUCUUAAAUACUUAAAUAUACAGUACCAAUAUAAAAGACAGCUGUCCGAAGAGGAAAAUUAAACACAGCAUUGCUAUAUUUACACUUGUCAACAUCCUGAGUUACUGUUAAAAUCACUAAUUUUCAUGGAGGAUUUAUUUUCAUUGAUUUCAUAGGUAUUCCUAACCUGCUAACUGGUCCAGGAAAUGUUAAAAUAAGUACAAGUAGAUUUAUUGGAACUAUAUUCACCCACAAAAUCAUGUAUCCAUGAAGAAGCAAUUUUUUUGAAAAAUACAAAAUACAUGAUUUUACUGUAAGUUGUUCUUUGUGAUUUAAUUGCUACUUAUCAGAGGUAAAGGUCUCAUUUUUUGAGAUGUCCCUUAGAACAGUUUUGAGAUGUCCCUUAGAACAGUUUUGAGAUGUCCCUUGGAACUGUUUUGAGAUGUCCCAUAGAACAGUUUUGAGAUGUCCCUUAGAACAGUUUUGAGAUGUCCCUUGGAACAGUUUUGAGAUGUCCCUUAGAACAGUUUUGAGAUGUCCCUUGGAACUGUUUUGAGAUGUCCCAUAGAACAGUUUUGAGAUGUCCCUUAGAACAGUUUUGAGAUGUCCCUUAGAACAGUUUUGAGAUGUCCCUUAGAACAGUUUUGAGAUGUCCCUUGGAACAGUUUUGAGAUGUCCCUUAGAACAGUUUUGAGAUGUCCCAUAGAACAGUUUUGAGAUGUCCCUUAGAACAGUUUUGAGAUGUCCCUUAGAACAGUUUUGAGAUGUCCCUUAGAACUGUUUUGAGAUGUCCCUUAGAGAGUUUUGAGAUGUCCCUUAGAACAGUUUUGAGAUGUCCCUUAGAACAGUUUUGAGAUGUCCCUUAGAACAGUUUUGAGAUGUCCCUUAGAACUGUUUUGAGAUGUCCCUUGGAAUAGUUUUGAGAUGUCCCUUAGAACUGUUUUGAGAUGUCCCUUGGAACAGUUUUGAGAUGUCCCUUAGAACUGUUUUGAGAUGUCCCUUGGAACAGUUUUGAGAUGUCCCUUAGAACAGUUUUGAGAUGUCCCUUAGAACAGUUUUGAGAUGUCCCUUAGAACAGUUUUGAGAUGUCCCUUAGAGAGUUUUGAAAUGUCCCUUAGAACAGUUUUGAGAUGUCCCUUAGAACAGUUUUGAGAUGUCCCUUAGAACAGUUUUGAGAUGUCCCUUAGAACAGUUUUGAGAUGUCCCUUAGAGAGUUUUGAAAUGUCCCUUAGAACAGUUUUGAGAUGUCCCUUAGAACAGUUUUGAGAUGUCCCUUAGAGAGUUUUGAAAUGUCCCUUAGAACAGUUUUGAGAUGUCCCUUAGAACUGUUUUGCGAUGUCCCUUGGAACAGUUUUGAGAUGUCCCUUAGAACAGUUUUGAGAUGUCCCUUAGAACAGUUUUGAGAUGUCCCUUAGAACAGUUUUGAGAUGUCCCUUAGAGAGUUUUGAAAUGUCCCUUAGAACAGUUUUGAGAUGUCCCUUAGAACAGUUUUGAGAUGUCCCUUAGAGAGUUUUGAAAUGUCCCUUAGAACAGUUUUGAGAUGUCCCUUAGAACUGUUUUGCGAUGUCCCUUGGAACAGUUUUGAGAUGUCCCUUAGAACAGUUUUGAGAUAUCCCUUAGAACAGUUUUGAGAUGUCUCUUGGAACAGUUUUGAGAUGUCCCUUGGAAUAGUUUUGAGAUGUCCCUUAGAUCAGUUUUGAGAUGUCUCUUGGAACAUUUUUGAGAUGUCCCUUAGAACAGUUUUGAGAUGUCCCUUAGAACAGUUUUGAGAUGUCUCUUAGAACAGUUUUGAGAUGUCCCAUAGAACAUUUCAAUGUCUCCAUAACAUAGUAAAUGUGUUUGAUUUAUAAAAUAUGUUAUUAUUACCCGUUAUAUAUAAGAUUUAUGGUAUACAUUUAAACUUUUUAUGUAAAUUCAAUUUUGUUCGACUUUACAAAGCAGGUUGUGACCUGUCUACACUGUUGAUACAAAGUAUAUGAGGUCAUUAAAAUCAGUUUGAGAAUUUUCAUCAUUGUAAAGAUUGUUUUAACUACAUGGUCAAAUGUAUUUGUUAUUUUUGUUAAAAGUGAUAAGCUCUCAUGCUAACGAGUAAAGUCUAAAAUUCUGUCAUCUUUUCUCAAUUUCAGUAUUGGGUAACGACAAUAUAUGGUGACCUCUGACCUUUUGUCUGUGUUUUGGUGACAUGAGAAGUUUAGUUAAUGCUUGUUCAUUAUAUAACAUAAGGUCCUUUUGAAUGAAUUCCUGAAUAAUAUGACUUUGUUUUCAAACAAUAGCACAGAGUUACAUAAUGUGUAAUAUAUUGAAUUUGAUGCACAAUUUAUAUUUAAUAUAAAUCAUGUGAAAAUUUCACUUCAACA
This is a messenger RNA of Ylistrum balloti, 3676 nucleotides long. Its product is annotated as calmodulin-like protein 4. Gene Ontology annotation, molecular function: calcium ion binding. The record is from RefSeq and is a predicted model, not a curated record. NCBI's taxonomy places the organism in Eukaryota, Metazoa, Mollusca, Bivalvia, Pectinida, Pectinidae. Gene Ontology annotation, cellular component: myosin II complex. The transcript is spliced from 5 exons. The coding region runs from base 65 to 520 and encodes 151 amino acids.